This is a messenger RNA of Plasmodium vivax (malaria parasite P. vivax), 2130 nucleotides long. RefSeq lists its product as hypothetical. Bases 1 to 2130 code for a protein of 709 amino acids. The transcript has 4 exons. The record is from RefSeq and is a predicted model, not a curated record. Gene Ontology annotation, cellular component: mitochondrial inner membrane. Lineage: Eukaryota; Apicomplexa; Aconoidasida; Haemosporida; Plasmodiidae. Gene Ontology annotation, biological process: intracellular monoatomic cation homeostasis. Gene Ontology annotation, molecular function: ribosome binding.
AUGAAGCUUCGACCGAGCAGGGUGGUGUACAGGCUCAUCUCGACGAAUGAGCGAGUCGGUUGGAAGAGGUCCUUCGUGAGCUGCCCCCCUGUUGGGAAGCCGCUUAAUGUGGGCGGCAAGCAGGUCACCACCCCCCACCAGGGCAGUCUUCUGCCAGCCUGGAAGGAAGAAGGGAAUAGCAAUUCCAUCCGAAGAGUAACAACCAGCAUUGGUAUCGGUGCCGAAGUGAACGUCUGCAUCAGCGCCGAAGUGAACGUGUGCAUCACUGACCGGUUUGGUCCCCUCUCCCACGCGCUCCGAAAGGGAGUACCCCUAGGGGUAACCCAGCUUUGCCAAGCCAAGGGGAGGAACCCCCUUUGCGCAGUAUACGCGAGGAAGAAAUUUUCCACAAAGGUGCCGAGGGAUGAUAAACAGGCGAGCAACAACGACUCCCUCAAGGGGGGGGCAGCCACAGGGGGAAAUUCCCCUCAAGUGUGCAAAGCGGAACAAGGGGAUCACCAAGAGAAGGCAGAAGAAAGCCCUUUCGAAGGUGAUCACUCCCCUGCCCACCGCGCUAAUAACACCACUUUGCAAGGGGGGGAAGACUACACAAACGUGAUCCAAAUGAUGAAAAAAAAAAAAAUAAAAAACAGCGAAAAGGAGAGGGGAAAAAUUGCAAAGCUGUGCAAAAAAGGAUCCAACGGAAUGAAACUAAUUUAUACCUUCAUAAAAAAGGCAGGAGAGCAAAUAAAAAUAAUAAUCGUACAGCCAUCCAUACUAAAGAUAUAUUUUGCCGAUUUAAGGAAAAACAUAAAACACACAGUGGUGUGGGUGAAAACAGGAGUUCUGCUAUUCCUCACGAACAUGAAAAUUUCCAAAAAUUUAAUUAUAAAAAGGUUAAAGGGACACAGGCUGUCGUACUCAGAAUACAAGUUGCUAAUUCGGACCAUGAAUGACAUGUUCAAAUUAAUUCCCUUUUCUUUCUUCAUCAUUGUGCCAUUUGCGGAGUUUUUACUUCCCCUGUUUUUAAAAAUUUAUCCCAAUUUAUUACCCUCCACUUUUAAAAAUAAUGAUGAUAAUUUUGUUAAUAUAAAAAAAAAUUUGUAUGCAAAACAGCAGCUAGCCAAAUUUCUGCAACAGCUAAUUGAGGAGAAAGAAAAACAGCUAAAUGAAAAUAUUGGAAUUGACUCGGAAAAAAAAAAAAAAAUUUUAUUGAAAUUUCAUCAACAGCUAAUUAGUAAAGAUGAAAAAGAUGUUAACCCCUUUUUAAGUGUAGGGGACACUUUAAAAAUUGCCAAAAUUUUUAAGGAAGAUUUUGUAUUAGAUCAAAUGAAUUUAAAAACGCUGCAAACCAUUUGUCACCUGCUGGGACUGAAGCCUUACGGAAUGCAUUACCACGUCGUGCUCCAACUCAGGCACCAUUUUUUGCGCCUGCAGAGGGAAGACAGGGAACUCAUGUACGAAGGGGUAGACAACUUAAAAAAACACACACUUAUAGAGAUAUGCAAAGAUAGAGGAAUGAAUUUUAACACCUCCGAGGAGGAGAUGAAGCUGCAAAUUCAGCAGUGGUUGGAGCUAGCCAGCAUUAAGGAAGUCCCCUACAUUUUGCUCCUCUACAUCCGAUGCGUUGUCGUUACACAUGCCAUCAUGGAUAUACAGGAUAAGGAGAAGGUCGGCACUGCGGCCAUGGAGAGAGACGCCAAAAAUGCCACCCUUGAUGAUAAGCAGAAACUUAUACAGGAGGCCAAGGAAAAAUUGGACGACUUAAAAAUGAAGGAGCAGGAAAUUAAAAAAAACAUUAACAAGGAGACGAGCGAAGAGGAAGGGGAGGUCGCUCCCCCCCACAAGGACCCCAAAAUUAAGAUAGAUUUCCUCAAGAAGAACAAGUACCUGCAGAAUGAGCUGAACCUUUUGAAGCAGAUCUGCGACUUGCAGCACACGGAGCUGAAGAUCGCCUUCACGUCGCUGACCGACCUCGCGGAGAAGAAGCAGACCUGCGACAUCAACGAAGUGAUAAAGAAAAUGUCGGAGAGGCUCCUCGACAUCGAGAAGCACAUCAGCGAGUUGAAUGCACACAAGCAGGUCGAAAUGGAUGAAUAUUUCUACCCAGAAGAAGAAAAAACCGACGACGUCGUGAACAUAAAGAACUGA